AUGGUAAGUCAUUCACGAAAAUGUUGAAUUAAAAAAAAUUAAUUUUCAAAAUUUCAGAUCUUACUGUAUCUAGACUACAGUACUUAUUUAUUCCACAUUUUUCCGGCAAAAAGGAUUUGCGGCCUGUGAGUUUUUUUUUCGAAUUUUCAUAAUUCAUUGCUAAUUUUUGAUUUUUCAGAAGAUACAACAUAAAUAUAAACAUUAAGAAUUUUAUUUCAUAUUUUUCCGUAAAACAUACGACCCAAUGUUCUGUAUUUGUAGUAGUCCAAAAUAACUAUAAGUAAGUUUCAAUUUUAUUUUUGAUUUUUUUUAAAUACAUAAAAUUUCAAAAUUUAAUUUCAGGAUAAUGUCAUCAAUCAACCUGCGGAAAAUUCUGGGAAAAGCCCAAAAAACUUCAAAACUUUGUCAUACUGUAUCUAAACUACAGUACUAUUACAAAAAAAUUCCAAUUGAGAAAUCUGUAAGUUAUCAACUUGUUUUUUCAAUAUUCAAAAUUCAUUUUUCAUUUUUUUAGAAAUUCUACUGA
Molecule: messenger RNA, 526 nt
Organism: Caenorhabditis angaria
Lineage: Eukaryota; Metazoa; Nematoda; Chromadorea; Rhabditida; Rhabditidae
Source: the annotation of a GenBank genome assembly